Cetraspora pellucida is the source of this 1809-nucleotide messenger RNA. The record is from the annotation of a GenBank genome assembly. Lineage: Eukaryota; Fungi; Glomeromycota; Glomeromycetes; Diversisporales; Gigasporaceae.
AUGGGGAAAGUUGCUCCUGCUUUCGAGAUUCGUUUCAACGGGACAGAUUCGGAAUUUGAAUCUGUUCCGAUAAAUCCGGACCUUAACCCACAUGAACGAAACGUACCAGACCCUUUCAGAAAACGUGAUAAAAUUCCUCGAAACUCUGGUAAUAUGUCAGAAUAUUCGACAAAUAAUGUUAACUUAUCUCCACAAAAACCUAGCGUUGAUACACGAAUAUCACCUUCAACUCCAAAUAAACAAUAUACCAAAAAUAAUGGUGAUAGUUUUCAUGGUUCUCAAUUAAAAACAUUAAAAGACGUGAAUAAUUCGAAUAACUCUUCGUCCAAUACAAAUGAUAAUCUUACAAAAGUAAAAUCUUGGAAUUCUGUUGGCCCUGAAUUUGAAAAACUGGAUCAUGUGACUGCUGGUAAGAUCGAAAAUGACUCAUUUACGGAUAAUGAUAAUCCAUCCACGAGUACAAGCUCAACUAUAGCAUUUGAUUCAGCUGUACGGAAUAAUCAAUCAAAUAAAAAACGCCCGUUGCCUGAAGAAAGUGGUAGUGAAAAGGAAAAUGUUAUUAUCAACUCUGAAAAUACUAUUCAACCUCUUUAUUCAAAUAAGGAUUUGAAUGGUACUACCGAGAUGGUAGUAUCAAUUACCAGGAAGAAUACUCUAAAAAGUAUUCAUAAAAGUAAAAAAAUCAAUACGAAUGAUUAUAAGGAUGACGAUAAUAAUCUUAUAGUAAAGGGUAUAGCUACUCCACCUGCCACUCCACCGAGAAGUCCUCCUAUGACUCCAAUGAUUACACAAACUCCAUCUAAUAGUGAUUCAACUUCAGAGACAGGUCAUCCUAUAACCCCAAUGACUGCACAAACUCCAAUUACUGAUGGGUCAACAUCAGAAUCAAUUACUAUAACUGCACAAACUCCAUCUAGUGAUGCGUUAAUAUAUGAUUCAGUUAUUAUAACAACACUGACUACACAGACUCCAACUGUGUCAACAUUCAAAAAAGCUACAAAUGAAAGAAGCUCACAAUCAUCGGAUGAUUUUCCAAUAGUAGAAUCAAAGUCAACCUCUACGGAUUCACAAAUUUCACCAACCCGUGCUCCAAGAAUUUCAAAGUCUCGCCCGAUCAUCACUGCUUAUUCAUUAGAAUUACAAGAUCAACUUGAACCUGAUCCUUCAAUAAAUGAUGAACCUCCUAAAAAAACUAUAAUUUCUCAUGAUGACAUAAUCAUACCUACUUUAGCAAAAAAACUUAAAAUGAAUGGACAAUUACCUUAUUCUAAUCAUGAAGCUCUGCUAGGAAUUAGUGAUGAACUUGAUGAACAUGUUACACCAAGAUCAAGACCAGAAUCAGGAUACAUGGAUAUAACCGAUCAAGUUGAAAAUCUUUUUGAGGAUGUAGACGAUCAAGUUGAAGACGAUUCACUAAAGAAUGCGAAAAAACGUUCGUCAGUUAUAAGUUAUCAACGACGUCGUCGACGAUCUGCUCCGAGAAGGCCGACAAGGAUUUCAACUAAAUCUCGUCCAAGUUCUCGAAGGAAUAGUAAAACAUAUAGUAGCGUUGAAGUACAAACUGAUGAUACAAUGUUUUCUUAUCCAAUGGAGGAUUAUCCUUUUAACGAAGACAUUAGAAGACGUGAUAGAAAAUCACGAAGAGAAGAAUUCGUGUUGUUGAUUAAAGAUGAAGAUGAAGUUAAUAUUGAGCCAAUAACACAUUCCGAAUCAUCGACUUCAACUACACCAAAACCACUUGUCCUAGAAAAUGGGCCUAUUGAACAAAAUACGACGUUGACAGGAAUUAAUAAUGACAAAAUAUCAUGA